AUGACUUCAAUACGACAGGGACCCUGGGGGAUUCGUGUGGGUGUGAAUGAUGCAUAUGCUAAUAUCACUGAGGCCUCCGGCCCCAUAAAUCUGUGUGGCUGUUUUUUCCUUCGGGGGGUGAACCAUGGUGACAUUCGGAUGCAUGCUACCAUCGCGCGGGCACGGCUACCAUCGCGCCCAAUGGGCGCCACGGUGAACAGGCGGAUGUGCGGCGCGGCUACCAUCGCGCCCAAUGGGCGCGACGGUCAACAGGCGGAUGUGCGGCACGGCUACCAUCGCGCCCAAUGGGCGCGACGGUCAACAGGCGGAUGUGCAGCACGGCUACCAUCGCGCCCAAUGGGCGCGACGGUCAACAGGCGGAUGUGCAGCACAGCUACCAUUGCGCCCAAUGGGCGCGACGGUCAACAGGCGGAUGUGUGGCGUGGCUACCAUCCCGCCCAAUGGGCGCGAUGGUCAACAGGCGGAUGUGCAGCGCGGCUACCAUCGCGCCCAAUGGGCGCGACGGUAAACAGGCGGACGUGUGAGGCGGCUACCAUCACGCCCAAUGGGUUCGACGGUAAACAGGCGGAUGUGCGGCACGGCUACCAUCGCGCCCAAUGGGCGCGACGGUCAACAGGCGGACGUGUGAGGCGGCUACCAUCACGCCCAAUGGGCACGACGGUGAACAGGCAGAUGUGCGGCACGGCUACCAUCGCGCCCAAUGGGCGCGACGGUGAACAGGCAGAUGUGCGGCGCGGCUACCAUCGCGCCCAAUGGGCGUGA
This is a messenger RNA of Volvox carteri f. nagariensis, 762 nucleotides long. RefSeq lists its product as uncharacterized. The transcript is spliced from 2 exons. NCBI's taxonomy places the organism in Eukaryota, Viridiplantae, Chlorophyta, Chlorophyceae, Chlamydomonadales, Volvocaceae. The coding region runs from base 1 to 762 and encodes 253 amino acids. The record is from RefSeq and is a predicted model, not a curated record.